Messenger RNA from Lytechinus pictus (painted urchin), 759 nucleotides. RefSeq names its product fibropellin-3-like. Gene Ontology annotation, molecular function: serine-type endopeptidase activity. The coding region runs from base 1 to 759 and encodes 252 amino acids. The transcript has 5 exons. NCBI's taxonomy places the organism in Eukaryota, Metazoa, Echinodermata, Echinoidea, Temnopleuroida, Toxopneustidae. The record is from RefSeq and is a predicted model, not a curated record.
AUGGUGAUGAACGGAUUUAAAUCAAAUCAUCUUGGAGCCAUCGUAGGGAGACGAUCUUUGGUAAUUAUUAUCAUCCUGUCAUUGUCAGUGCAUGAUGCGAUAGCCCAAGAAGCGUGUACUUCCAAUCCCUGCAGUGGAUUGGGGUUCUGCUACGAAAGACCGGGAAGGACUCCUAACUUCGCUUGUCAAUGUUUUAAUACUAAUAGAAUGGGAUUCGACUGCAUGGAAGUAGGUUCUUUCAAUGCCGCAAACAGAUGUUUUGGGUACCCUUCAUCCACCUGUCAGCUCACAUUCUUUUCCUCCCCUGCCUUCCCCAACAACUACCCCAAUGGCUUCUCCCAAAUGUACCAGCUCUACAUCCAAACCGCGACGUCGAUCAGGUUGUCAUUCCAGGUCACCUUCAGCAUCGACGUCGAUGACAAGCUUUACGUCGGGAUCGGACUCACUGUUCCCACGAGUUUCCAACCCGUCGAUGGCAUCUUGCAUCAGUUCAGUGGGAGUGUGGUGCCCAAUGCGUUCAGUUUGAACACUGAUACGGUCUGGAUGCUUUUCAGGUCGGAUGCUACAGGUUCUGCCAAUGGAUGGCAGCUACAGUGGACAGCAACAACUGAUCCAUGUGGAUGGGGUCCUUGUCUGAAUGGAGGGACCUGUACCCCUAACUUCCAGUCAAACACCUUCACUUGUAGCUGUACUCCGUGCUACAAUGGUAACAGAUGCGAGAUAGAUGGUGGAGACUGUGCACUUUCUCAUGUACCAUAA